Molecule: messenger RNA, 3972 nt
Organism: Gorilla gorilla gorilla (western lowland gorilla)
Lineage: Eukaryota; Metazoa; Chordata; Mammalia; Primates; Hominidae
Exons: 4
Coding region: 85-597 (170 amino acids)
Source: RefSeq, a predicted model, not a curated record
GAUAUCUAGUUAAAUAAGAGUCAUUAUAAAUCGUUGCUCCGUGGGCUUUCCUCAUUUCAUCCUGCUCCAGGCAGCGUGGUUUGUAUGGCUCCGCCCUGGGCAGGAGGAGAAAGAAGAGGGCCAGGCACCACGUGCCUGCACUCUCCCUGGAUGCUGGAGGCUGCUCCGCUGUGGGCAGGAGGAGAAGGAAGAGAACUGGGUGCCGCCUGCCUGCACUCUCUCCGGAUGCUGGAGGCUGGAGGCAGUGAGGCAGCAACAGCGCGAGGCGACUUUGGAGCUGCCUCAUACAGCGACCUCGCCUUCCGCUGCGCCUCCUCCCAGAACCCAAGAAGCCUGGAACCUGUGGCGUCCAGCCCUGAAAGGAGGAGACGGCAACCCAGCCGCGCUUUUGCCUGCACUCUCCCUGGAUGCUGGAGGCUGGAGGCAGUGAGGCAGCAACAGCGCGAGGCGACUUUGGAGCGGCCUCAUAUAGCGACCUCGCCUUCCGCUGCGCGUCCUCCCAGAGCCCAAGAAGCCCGGAACCUGUGGCAUCCGUCUCUGAAAGGAGGAGACGGCAACCCAGCCGAGGCACUGCUGGGUUGGGGUCUCCACGACUGAGCUGAUCUCAUCAAGUGGCACCCAACAUGGGGCUCAAACCCGGGUUGAGGGGUUGCUGGAGCGACGGAGAACGUGGAACUACACUGGAGGACACCAGAGUACUCAAGCAAUCCCUUGGCCAAAACCAGCAGCUUAUUUGGAUACCAUCAAGACACCUGAAACCUUGUCAUGAGCCAGAUACUGAGGAAGAGAUUUUGGGAAGAACCCAAGGACCCCCCAGUUGCAGCCAUGUCAAGACUGACAAUAAGGAAGACACCAGUCCCAGCAAGCAACAUUCAUCGGGCACAGCCACCCAUGUGGGGCCAGAUCAAGAAGUUGACACAGAUGGCGGAAGAAAAUCUGAAGAAAGCGGAUGACCAGCUACAAUGAGUAAUCUAAUGGUAGCUAUGAUGGCUGUGCUCACCAUUGCCAUGAGUAUUCCCCCAGCACCUGGUGAAACAAAAAACAUUAUACUUAUUGGGCAUAUAUUCCUUUUCCACCAGUUUCAUGGCCAGUGACAUGGUUAGACUCCCCAGUGGAGGUAUACACUAAUGAUAGCUUUUGGAUACCUGGUUCUACAGAUGAUAGAGGCCCAUCUCACCCCCAAGAGGAGGGAACAAUUAUGAAUAUUUCGUUGGGAUUUGAGCAUUUAACUACUUGCUUGGGAAAAGCCAACAGGUGUUUACCUCCCAGUCAUCAAUCUUGGGUGGCAAUAGUGCCUGAAUGUAACAACUCUGUGGCACAACUACAUAUGCUUUCUGAUCUUAGUAUUUAUUACAAUGAUUAUGCCCCUGUAACCAAAGUUUACUGCCCUCAAAAACCUAUCUGUAUAGUGGAUUGGACAUGGUCAGAAAAAAAAUGAAGGUAUUUACUUGGGAAGAUUGUAUUGCGGGGCAAGCAAAGGUGUUCUGUAAUGAUUCAUAUGGAGUCAUUAUUGAUUGGUCACCUAAAGGGGCAUUUAUAAGGCUCACUUCUCGAUCUGUAGGUAAUGGUCACCCUGCAUCUAAAGAAAAUGAUCAGAUGGUAGACACUAUAAAAAAUACAAUAAAAGUUCCUAUUAUUUGGACAUAUGGUGAUAUGAUGGAACCUCAAGCCCAAAUGAUAUGACCUGCUGUAGGAGCUAAACAUAAGGAAUUGUGGAAAAUAUUAAUGGCACUGAAAAAGAUAAAAGAUUUGGGAAGGGAAAUAUACUAAGCCAUCCCAAUAUAAUCCUAUUUACAUGUUAGAAUUGGCUCACAAUGAUUCAGUCUGGAUACAUAGUUGUGUCUCUCCUCCCUUUCUGCUUGUAGUGAGUGAUUUAAAACUUGAUCUCCCUAAUCAUCAUGUGACUGUCAAGAAUGUAGAUUGUUUUCUUGUGUGAAUUCUUCCUUGUAUAAUACUGAUCAUUCUAUCUUAGUGGUAAGAGCCCAAAAAGGAGUAAGGAUACCUGUAAAGCUUUCCCAUCCUUGAGAAGCCUCUCCUUCUGUGCAUAUUAUUACUGAAAUUCUUCAAAAGAUUUUGAGGCACUCUCGGGGUUUCAUUGCUACUUUAAUCAUUAUGGGAUUGAUUGCUGUCACAGCUACUGCCAUGGUAGCUGGAGUUGCUUUACCAACACAGUACAAACAGCAGAUUAUGUAAAUAAUUGGCAGAAAAAUUCUACUUUGCUGUGGAAUUCCCAAACUAAUAUACACCAGAAAUUAACCAAUCAGAUUAAUGAUCUCCGACAAACUAUCGUAUGGUUGGGAGAUCAUGUAGUUAGUUUAAAAUAUAGAAUGCAGUUAACAAUGCGAUUGAAAUACCUCUGAUUUUUGCAUUACUCCUCACCUGUAUAAUGAAACAGAGCAUGAGUGGGAAAGAGUUAAAAGACAUUUAAAGGAUCAUACUGGAAAUUUAUCUUUGGAUAUUGCAAAACUGAAAGAACACAUAUUUCAAGCCUCUCAGGCACAUCUGACCUUAAUGCCAGGAACUAAAGUGCUUGAAGGAGCUGCAGAUGGAUUAGCAGCUAUUAACCCAUAAAAGUGGAUCAAGACACUUGGAGGCUUUGUGAUUUCAAUGGUGAUUGUGCCUUUAAUCUGUGUUGUUUGUCUUUGUGUAGUCUGCAGAUGUGGAUCCUGAAUCCUGCGAGAAGUAGCCCACCAUGACGAAGCUGCCUUUGCUUUUAUCGCUUUGCAAAAACAGAAAGGGGGACAUGCUGGGAACAGGCCCUAAGCCUGUCAUAAACAGGCCUUAAACUGACCAUGAACAGGAUUUCUGCACCAAUGUGACGUGCUCCUGAUGGCUAUGACACCCACUGCUAGAAGUUGUUAGUUUACUGGAGCAGGGUAGGGAACACCUGGCCCACCCAGAGCGGAAAACUGCUCAAACCACAAACAAUAGCAUGAGUGGCCUGAGCCUUAACAACAUGUUUUUGCUGCAGAUAAUCGGCCAGAGACUGUUCCUCUGCUCCUCUCUAAGUAUGCUUUGUUUUUCAUAAGGAAUGCUUUUAGCUAAUCUAUAACCUGUAGAAACAAUGCUUAUCACUGGCUUGUUGUCAAUAAACAUGUGGGUCAAACUCUGUUUGUGGCUCUCAGCUCUGAAGGCUGUUAUCCCCCUGAUUCCCACUUUGCACUUUAUUUCUGUGUGUUUGUCUUCAUUCCUCUAGCACCACUGGGUUGGGAUCUCCUUGACCAAGCUGGUCUCGGCACAUAUCCAUGUAUGCCCAGGUCCUGAAAUCAGCCUUGUGGAGCCUGUGGGUAGGAAAAGUCAACCCUCUGUGCAUGUAGGCCUGGAACCUGAACAAUACUGUAUUUUCCUGCCACGUUUGGUUUCAAAUGUGGAAACUGCCUAUACGGACCUACUGCAUUUGUUUUUAAAAAUCCUCUGUAAGUGGACCUGCACAGUUCAGGCCCAGAUAAUUCCAGGAUCAACCCUACAGUAGAAAUCAAGUAUCUUUUUCAUUGUCUCUUGGGAUCUGCCUUUUCACCAAUAAAAUGUGAGGGCUGUUGGGAGCAGGCCCCCCAAAAUCUGGCCAUAAACUGGCCCCAAAACUGGCCAUAAACAAAAUCUCUGCAGCACUGUAACAUGUUCAUAAUGGCCCUAACACCCAAGUUGGAAGGUUGUCGAUUUACAGGAAUGAGGGCAAGGAACACCUGGCCUGCCCAGGGUGGAAAACCACUUAAAGGCAUUCUUAAGCCACAAACAAUAGCAUGAGUGAUCUGUGCCUUAAGGACAUGCUCCUGCUGCAGUUAACUAGCCCAACAUAUUCCUUUAAUUCAGUCCAUCCCUUCAUUUCCCAUAAGGGAUACUUUUAGUUAAUUUAAUAUCUAUGGAAACAAUGCUAAUGACUGGUUUGCUGUUAAUAAAUACGUGGGUAAAUCUCUGUUUGGGGCUCUCAGCUCUGAAGGCUGUGAGACCCCUGAUUUCCCACUUGACACCUCU